This is a messenger RNA of Fundulus heteroclitus (mummichog), 7074 nucleotides long. It is a transcript of the gene adgrb1a, whose product is annotated as adhesion G protein-coupled receptor B1a. The record is from RefSeq and is a predicted model, not a curated record. The transcript is spliced from 32 exons. Gene Ontology annotation, molecular function: G protein-coupled receptor activity. NCBI's taxonomy places the organism in Eukaryota, Metazoa, Chordata, Actinopteri, Cyprinodontiformes, Fundulidae. Gene Ontology annotation, cellular component: dendrite; plasma membrane; postsynaptic density. Gene Ontology annotation, biological process: negative regulation of angiogenesis; cell surface receptor signaling pathway; adenylate cyclase-activating G protein-coupled receptor signaling pathway. Bases 821 to 5608 code for a protein of 1595 amino acids.
CAAAUAAGGAAUUUGGCUGUCGCCACGCGGACACACGGACGGACAAGGACGCUCCAGAGCCGCGAGCUGGAGACGGCGGUUCCCGAGACGGGCGCGAGCUUCCCUUUGAUCUGCGGCUCCGUCUCAGCUCUCACAUUCACCUGGAGGAGCGUGCGACGUGCGUGCGGAGAGGAUUUCCAAUUUGGAGAAUCGCCUAACUUUUCCAGACAAUUAGGCUCAAAGGAUUUUUGGAAUUUCUAAAAACAAACAAAACAAUUUAAAGAAGAAGACAUAUGAAGUGAAAUAAGGAUAUUUCUGUCAGAAAGGAAGAGCAGUCGCGGGGAAGUUUGAUUUUGGAGCAGUGGCUAAAUAUAUCAGAAGGGGAAUACUGGAUUUUCUGAAUCCGUUUUACGCACUGGGAGCGCAUCAAGCGGACAACCCGAACUCCUGACAGUUUUUCUGUAUUCUUCAUCCCUGAAGCGUCGCACUUAUCUUGCUCUGGGUGAGGCGAGUUUUGUCAGAAUAAAAACGCGUUUUGUGGACUUACCCCUUCUGGGAUUUGUGAAUACCCCGUGGACGCACGGAGCACUGACCACUGCCAUGCCACGGACGGAGUGGUAACUUAUUCAAGGUUCUUGAAACCUCAGGGUUGACUAACGGACUUAUGGGUCUAUUGCUGGAUCUUUGAGAAGAACCGGAUUCCCCCCCCUCUCAUCACUGUCUUCCCUUCUCCUCCGUUUUCUAUGUAUUUUUUUAUUGCAAACCAGGGGAGUUGACUCAUCAAGAGCCAGACCCCAUUGACUCACCUUUGACACCGCCUCAUCUCUCUGAACUGUAAAUCAUGAAAACCUUUUUUCUGAUUCCUGGCCAAUCAGGAUGGCCUUUUCCUGCACUUCUGUUGCUGUUUGUGGCUUUUUUACUGAUGAGGGGUUGCUGUCAUGCAGCCCCCUCAGGCCCUGAGUCAGACUCCUGCUCCACCUUAGUGCAGAACCGUUUCUUUGGAUUCUUUUUAUCAUCGUCAGUGUUCUCCACUGUGCCUUGUUCCUGGACCCUGCAGAACCCAGAUCCACGAAGAUACACUAUAUUCAUCAAGGUGACCAAACCCACGGGGGGCUGCGAGCCUUUUCAGCUGCGCACUUUCCAGUAUGAGUCCUUCUUGGAGACCACACGCACCUACCUGGGCAUGGAGAGUUUUGAUGAGAUUGUGCGGCUGUGCGACACCUCUGUCCCUGUGGCGUUCCUGGAAGGUGGAAAGCAGUUCCUGCAAAUGAGGAAGGGCCCUCCUCGGGCAGGCAUGGCCAUCCAAAAUGGUGAUGAGGAUUUUAAAACAGAAUACCUGGUGGUGGGGAAGCGCAAUCCAAGCAUGGCGGCCUGUCAGAUGCUGUGCCAGUGGCUGGAAGACUGCUUGGCCUCCAGCACGUCUAGCAGACCCUGUGGCAUUAUGCAGACCCCCUGUCUGUGCUGGGACAAGCCUCCACAGCUCAGUGUGGCUGACAGUUGUUAUCACAAUGGAGUUUACUUGGAAAACUGUUUACCCAGCUUGAAAGAGAGUGGAAGAAACGCUGAAAUAAAUGGUGGUUGGAGUGUGUGGGGUCACUGGGGGCAGUGCAGCAGCGAGUGUGGGGGAGGAAUCCAAACGCGAGCUCGAACCUGUCAGUCACCUCCAGAAGAGUCUUUUCUGUGUGAAGGUGUGGUGGAAGAAGGACGGCCCUGCAACUCCCAGUCCUGCUCAGGCAAAGGUCGCCAUCUCUCUCGCAGCCAGUCUCUCCGUUCGGUGGACAGCCGCAAGCGUGAUGACACAGACAAGCCCCGCAGCGGACAGCAGAGUCCUCAAACAGUAGACUCAACUUCAGGUGAGGAGUGGUCAGCGUGGAGUGUGUGUUCUGCCACCUGCGGGGAAGGCUGGCAGAGUCGCACUCGUUUCUGUGUGUCCUCCUCCUACAGCACCCAGUGUAGUGGGCCACUGCGAGAGCAGAGACCUUGCAAUAACUCAGCCGUUUGUCCAGCUGCUCUGAUUGCAGUUCAUGGCACAUGGGAUGAGUGGUCACCGUGGAGUUUGUGUUCGUCCACCUGUGGCCGAGGUUAUAGGUCCCGAACACGAACCUGUACUCCCCCGCAGUUUGGGGGAGAUCCUUGCGACGGACCGGAGAAACAGACCAAAUUCUGCAACAUAGCUGUCUGUCCAGUGGAUGGCGUCUGGAAUGAGUGGUCCAGCUGGAGCUCCUGCUCAGCUACAUGUUCCAAUGGGACCAUGAAAAGAACCAGGGAGUGUAACGGUCCCUCAUAUGGAGGCUCGGAGUGUAGGGGAGACUGGAUGGAGACUUUUGACUGCUUCCUAGGGGAUUGUCCAGUGGAUGGAAAGUGGCAGCCUUGGUCCUUGUGGUCAGGCUGCUCGAAAACAUGCGGAGGAGGGAGUCAGCAGAGGAACAGGAAUUGCUUUGGGCCCUUUUUCGGAGGACAGCCUUGUCCUGGAGAGCCAGAAGAAAUCCGUCACUGCAGUGAAAAGAAAUGCCCAGAGCCUCAUGAGAUAUGUGGUGAGGACAAUUUCUCUAACGUUGUCUGGAAGAUGACUCCUGCUGGGGAUACAGCCGCAGUACGUUGUCCUCCCAAUGCCAUGGGGCUCAUCCUGCGCCGCUGCUCCUUGGAUGAGGAGGGCAUUGCCUACUGGGAAAAUCCUACUUAUAUGAAAUGCGUUUCCAAUGACUAUCGCAGUAUACAAACUUUAACUCGGGAACAUUUAUCCAAAGCACAGCGUGGCCUUGUGGGAGACGGAGUUUCGGAAGUGAUGACCAAGCUGAGGGUUACAUCCAGUGAUGGAACAAGUUAUAGUGGUGAUCUGUUGGCCAUCUUGGAUGUACUGAAGAACAUGACGGAGAUCUUCAGAAGAGCCUACUACAGCCCCACCAGUGCAGACAUGAGGAACUUUGUGCAGUCUGUAAGCAAUCUGUUGAUGGAAGAGAACCGGGACAGAUGGGAGGAAGCACAACUGCUGGGGCCCAACAUCAAAGAGCUGUUCCGUCUCGUGGAGGACUUUGUGGAUGUCAUUGGCUUAAGGAUGAAAGACUUCCACGACAUGUAUGAAGUCACCGAUAACCUAGUUUUGAGCAUCCACAAGCGUCCAGUGAUGGAUCAUGCUGACUUCAACUUCCCCAUGAAGGGUUGGAGGGGAAUGGUGGACUGGGCCCGGAACUCUGAGGACCGGGUCAGCAUCCCAAAGAACAUCCUGUCAACAGGAAAGCCAGACGCAGACGACUCCUCAACCUUUGUCACCGGCGUUGUUCUCUACAGAAACCUGGGCAACAUUCUGGCUCUGCAAAGAAACAGCACCGUUCUCAACUCCAAGGUUCUGUCGGUGACCAUCAAGCCCACCCCGGCUUCCCUCUCUGCCCCAGUUGUGGUCGAGUUCUCCCACUUAUACAACGGCACCACCAACCAGACGUGUAUAUCCUGGGAUGAGAGUGACAGCUCCUCUCUGCUGGGAUCCUGGUCUGCCAGGGGCUGCAGAGCCGUGCUCGUCGACUCAUUCAGAACCAAAUGCGUGUGUGACAGACUGUCCACCUUCGCCAUUUUAGCACGGCUAAACCCCGACAUGAACAUGGAUAAGAUGCAGCUUCCAUCGGUAACCCUGAUCGUCGGCUGUGGAGUAUCCUCGCUCACACUGCUGCUUCUCAUCAUCAUCUACGUGUCUGUGUGGAAGUACAUUCGGUCUGAGCGCUCGGUCAUCCUUAUUAACUUCUGCCUCUCCAUCAUCUCCUCCAACGCCCUUAUUCUCAUUGGACAGACUCAAACCAGGAAUAAGGUCUUAUGCACCCUGAUCGCAGCAUUCCUUCAUUUCUUCUUCCUGUCCUCAUUCUGCUGGGUUCUGACUGAGGCCUGGCAGUCGUACAUGGCCGUGACGGGCCGCCUCAGGAAUCGCAUCAUACGGAAGCGUUUCCUGUGUCUCGGCUGGGGUCUCCCAGCUCUUGUUGUAGCAAUCUCAGUGGGCUUCACCAAGGCAAAGGGAUAUGGAACACCAAGCUACUGCUGGCUGUCUUUGGAGGGAGGCCUUCUCUAUGCAUUUGUUGGACCUGCUGCUGCUGUAGUCUUGGUUAACAUGGUUAUUGGGAUUCUCGUUUUUAACAAACUGGUCUCCAAAGACGGCAUUACUGAUAUGAAACUAAAGGAGAGGGCGGGUCAGAUGACAGUGCCACUGUACAAUAUGACGCUCAAAUGUGCCAAGUGCGGAGUUAUCUCUUCGGCUGACGUUUCCACCACAGCUACCAGUAACGCCAUGGCGUCACUGUGGAGCUCAUGUGUGGUUCUGCCUUUGUUGGCUCUCACAUGGAUGUCUGCUGUCCUGGCCAUCACGGACCGGCGCUCUGCCCUCUUCCAGAUUCUUUUUGCUGUAUUUGAUUCACUGGAAGGUUUUGUUAUCGUAAUGGUUCACUGCAUCCUGCGCAGAGAGGUCCAGGAAGCAGUGAAGUGUCGUGUCGUGGAUCGGCAGGAAGACACUAAUGGAGAUUCAGGAGGAUCUUUCCAAAAUGGUCACGCUCAGCUCAUGACUGACUUUGAAAAAGAUGUGGACAUGGCUUGCAGAUCAGGCACAGCGAAGCGCUCUUCCCUCCAGGGGGAGGAGAAGGCCUCCUCUGGGACCCUCACCCUUCAGAAAGGAUCCAACUUCAACACAAUGCCAGCCAGCAUGGCCAAGGUUCACCUCCAGAAUGUGGCAGACUACUCCAGCCACACUCUGACUCUGCGCAGGGAGAAAGGUGCCACAAAGGGAAUCAGCACCGAGCUCCCGGGUGCCAAAUCCAUCUACAUCUGCGACGGAGAGCUCUUCAAGCAGCUGGAUGGAGAUCUGCCGCGAGGGAACGGGGAGGGCAGCAGCUCGGAGAGCGCUGGCAAGGGCCCAGGGUACGUGAUUCUACCAACAAACAACACGGGCACCCUGAAAGCUGCCAAGGGGAAAGAUGAUCAGACCAAGUACAACAUCGCCAUUGAGCAGCUCCCUCAGAGCAGGCUCAUCCAUCUGGCCAACCCAACCAGUGGAGAGCCAGUUCCUGGUUUUGGGCUCAAGAGCCUUCCCACUGACCAGGUCAGUGUGUCGUGUUCUGACAGAGACUCACCUGCUCAUAACCUGCAGAGCAUGCCCAGAGACUCCCAAACAGCAAACAACUUGGCAGAUGCAGGCGAGUCUGGCAACUCCGGCGGGAUGUCCAAGAGUGAAACUGUGUCCACGCUGUCCAUGAGCUCACUGGAGAGACGAAAAUCACGCUAUGCAGAGCUUGACUUUGAGAAAAUAAUGCACACCCGGAAACGCCACCAGGACAUGUUUCAGGACCUGAACAGGAAGAUUCAGAGUGCAGACAAGGAUAGAGAGUCUCCACCUGUUGAUGCCAAAGCUGCCAAAAGAUGGAGUGUGUCCUCUACCGGCAGCGACAAGACCAACAUGAGUGACAAGCAGCAGACUCCCAGUAAGAGGGCGUGGGAGGGCAUCCGCAAACCCCACUCACCCCCAUCCUGGGUAAGGAAGGAGCUGGAAACCGUAGCCGCCUCCCCUCUGGAGCUGCAGACAGUGGAGUGGGAGAAGACCAGUGCCACUAUUCCCCUGGUGGGGCAAGAGAUCAUGGACCUGCAGACAGAGGUCUGACAUCUCAUUCCGGCCUCACACCCUGCCGCUCCCUGUCUUCUCCAGUGCUGUCAGAACACCCACCACACACAUACACUCAAACACACCCACACAAUGCCAUGCUCAACACACAAAGGGGUAGAGUCUUCUGCAAGGAUGGAGAGAGAAGGAGGUCUGAGGACGAGAUUCACAAUAUUGGAAAAUAACGUUUCGAUCCAAGAGGAACGUGGCGUCCCUGUUUGCGUUUUCAUUUGAUGUUUUGAUGUCAGCGAAAAACUGAUCACCAUGUAAAUGAUCGGCUGGCUCAUGACAAAAGACAGAUUACUUCUACGUGUGCAUUAUCCACAUGUCUUAUAAACAGCAUAGCAAAGGUAAUUAUACCAUGUCCCCCCCUGUAUUAAAUGGUUACAAUGUAAUAAUCUUGCUUAUGUCUCCUUUUCCCACUAUUGAGACUGUUGCUACAUUACUGUUCAGCUCUGUUCUGAUGUUUCCUCCUGGAUGCUGAUGUUGUGCACAGCUGAAGAUGCCUCUGAGUUAAACCUGAACCAUGGUUUGAGGAGACAGACUACCAAGACUACACCUAUCUGCUCAUUAUCAGGACUUGCUCCUCAAUAGUGAUCAAGCCACAGUGAUUGGAGCAUGCCAUGGCCAACGUGACUGUGACCAGAAGGGUCACAAUGAAGAGGGGAAAAAAAGACCUUAUCCAGGGAGAAUUCAGAGACAAUGGCGUGCAGGUGGGCCAUGUAUGAGCUCUAUGCUCCAUCAUCAAAGCCUUCCCAAAAUGGACCUUCAGGGCGGUGGAUCCAGUGGGAGCCCGGUUCAGCAAACACAACCCUUAGAGCAAGAGAUGCUCAACAUGAUGGCAGUCUGGAGAUUCUAAGUAAAAGGGCCCAGUUUGUGUGAGUGUGCCCUGAGAGAUGAAGGAAGAGUAAGCGACUAUACUUAUAUCUGGUUCAUUGGUCAAAAGUAAUGAUUUUAUCAAACAGGAUGGGGGCUGCACAGAGGGAAAGCACAAGGCUCAUUUGGAGUCCUGAUGUAUAGCAUUGUAAUUAUUUCAACAGAGUUCUACAGAAUGGAUUUUAGCCUAUAAAUAUCUUUCUUACUGUGCUUGAGGAUAGUUGUUCUCAUUAUUAUGAAUAUGAACAUGAUUAUUCUGAUACUGAUUCUCCCAUUCCCUCCCCCUUUCUCAUCAGGGUACUGGACUACAAGUGUUCUGUAUCACAAUGUAACUGUGUGUGUUUUGAUAUCACCGCUGAGUCACUUCCUCAGAUCUGUGUUUGUCUAAACCCUGAACCCCCCCGACCUCUACCAACAUCCUCUGAUCUGCACUCCAACCCCAUGACAUGCACAGCCAUCGCCUGUCCCAAACCCACCCCACCCCUCACCUCCAUUUUAUUUGACCAGGACCGCUUCUUUGUUAAUGUACAGUUUUCAGAGCACAAUAUGAAUGUGUCCUAUUUCUAAUAAAAACAUAUCUAUAUAAUGAA